AUGUAUUCAACACUCAACCUCUCCACUUCUAACCACUCCGACCUGUCAGGUGUUGACCCUCAGACACUGCAGGAGCUGACUCAUCGCUCCAUCAAAGUAAGCAUAAUAAUAGUUUUGGGCGUGAUGAUCACUUUGGGAAAUAUUGCAGUUCUCCUGGUUAUUACUUCCUCCGUGGCUGGUUGGUCGAGAAACUCUCGGUACUUUCUCCUCUCUCUCACUGCUGCAGACUCUGCGUUUGGACUGCUGGUCAUGCCCUUGAAUCUCUGGGUGAGUCUUUUUAAGGACUACACCGAAGGGCCAGAUGCUCUUUGUCAUGUCGUGGCCUUUUGCAACGCCACCGUUUACUCCACCUGCAUGUAUACACUGGCCACGAUAAGCCUGGAGAGGUACAUUGCGGUGUUUUACCCACUGCAAUACUCCUCUCUGAUGACAAGGAAAAGGACACUGCUCCUGAUUGCCUUCGCCUGGUGCUUCCCUCUCUUCCUACUGUCGCCUGUAUCAUUUCCAGACGGGAUCAUCGAUGUUCAUUUUUCUACCGCAUCACUGGUCUGCAAUCCAUCCUACUCCACAAAUGUUGGAUACUCCCUAAGCUUGACAUCUUUUAUAUUUUUCCCCUGCUCCAUCAUCAUGACAUAUGCAAACCUGAGAGUGUGGUGCGCUGCCAAGAGGCAGAGGUUGAAGCUGCGCAAGUACGAAUGUGCGCGUCGCAGCAGGCACAAUGUGGCAUCCAGGGUUCUUGUGCCUGUGAUGGCAGCCUACUACACCUGUUGGACCCCCUGCAUGGCGGCUAUGAUCUACAAUGCUGUCUCAGGUAGCAGUGUACCAGAGUGGAUGGAGUUUGUGGUGGUGUGGCUGCCAACCUCCAACGGUUUCCUCAACUGCAUCUUCUACUUCUGGAUAAACCGAAGCUUCCGCAGGAAAUUCUACCUCGUCGUCCAGAGGCUGGCUCUGGCCCUCUGCCCCCAACUGGCUGACACCCUUGGGUGCUGCAGCACUUCAAAUACACAGUUUGUGUCAGGAGUUCUGGAUAAUAACAACAGCGUCCAUGAGCGUUCCUCCAGUGUAUCCUCCACCUGCACCCUGUUAAGCUUGGCUUAGGAUCUCUGCACCUGAAGAGCGCUUGUAGUGUGGCAAGGAUGAGGUCAGUGACGUCUGUGCUGUCUUGUAUGGAGUGGCUGGGCUGGUUAACUGAAGCCAAGUUACUGACAUAUCUCUACAUAAGGUACCAAGGGUAAAGAUUAGAGCAAUGGGUCACAUGGGUUACAAUGCAAAUGGGUUGAUAACAAGAUGGUCUAUGAUGGCAAAUAUUUGAAAUAACCACUGUACAGACUACAUCAUUAUAAUUUGAGUUAUAUUGAUUGUUGUAUAUUCUUUUUAUUUUUUUUUAAUAACACUUCAGUCUGAAAUAGUGUUCAGUUGACUAGAACAUAGGCUCAAUUAUUUUGAUUUUUUGUUUUAUGCAAACAAUAUUUGAUUUACUGUCAAAGACGGCCUCUUAAACCACCUUUUAGUUGUUUUAUAGUUAGCCAUCAACCUUAUCUGUGCCCAUUAUUCCAUUAUUCUGUGUACAGUUAUAUAAUCCAUUUUUUAAUAGUGUCAACUAUUGCAGUUUAGACUUGUUGCUUAGAGCAAUAUAUUUCACUUGAAACAUGUAAGGUUAGUCCAUUAAUACAGCACAAGAAACUGAUAUUUAGACUUCCAUUCAUAUGAGACAUUUGUGAACUAACAUCACUAUCCGAUUGCAAGCACUUUGAAGGAUUGAGGCCAUCUACCUCUUCUUCAAUUGCAUCAAAGACCUUGGCAUAUUACAGCUGGGAGAAGUUAACCUUUAAGUCACAGCAUUUCAGUGUAUGCAAGAAGAAAAGUAAUUAAGCAGCUACACUGUAGAAAGGUCACCACAUUUGUGCCGCCAAAGAGAUAACUUGGGCAACUUCUGAGGCUGUGGUUGUUUAUUUUGAGAUAUUAAGCCCAUGAUCUUCCCCUCAGUAUCUUCUACAACAGUAUGGAUUCAACUUGGCAAUGCCCAUUGCAUUUUAUUCUGAAUACAGUUAACUGUCAUGGUGAAUUAUAGAUAACGUUAAAAAAGAAUCUGAAAUUCACAAAACAUUUUUAUGCAACUUAUUUUAG
Molecule: messenger RNA, 2127 nt
Organism: Dicentrarchus labrax (European seabass)
Lineage: Eukaryota; Metazoa; Chordata; Actinopteri; Moronidae
Exons: 2
Coding region: 1-1098 (365 amino acids)
Biological process (GO): G protein-coupled receptor signaling pathway
Cellular component (GO): membrane
Molecular function (GO): G protein-coupled receptor activity
Source: RefSeq, a predicted model, not a curated record